ACUUAUGAACGUAUUCCUAUAUACAUACGGUCACACGGUAAUCGUUAAUAUUUAAUACAUGUUUCAUUAUUUUAAAACCUAUAUAAUAUGAUGACCGAUUGUUAUGGUUAAAUAAACACUCUUUUGAUGUAAUCAUUUAUUCAACAGGAGACAGUUUUGACAGCACAGCUCGAAAUAAAUCACGGGGUUAGUGUUGAACACAGCGACAGUAGCCAUUCAUUCAUUAACUGCUGAAACUCAUAAGAACUUAAUAAUUUAAAAAAAUUAUAAAUCCUAUGGCGCUGACCAAUACAUUGUUGUUGGCGCUUUGUGCUAAUUGGCCACCGUUGAACAUUACAGAAACUACUUUACUGCCACCGUGGAAAUGGAUUUCCGAGCAUAAAGCGAAAUACAUAAAUAGUAGUGAAUACCAGUGUGAUUUGAAAAACAAUUUUCAAAUUCAAUACGAAAUUCUGCGGGGUAAAAGGUUGAAAAUUGCUACAUUUCCAAAUUCGAAACCUUUGAGUUGGGUUACAAAAGAAAUAAACGGUACACUUAUCGGUCACGGAAUUGCAUUUGAAAUUGUAGAAACGCUUCGUCAACGUUAUGGAUUCACUUACGAUGUAGUGGUACCAACGAGAGAAACCUUGUUAAAUGAAAAUGGCAGCAUCAUCUAUAUGCUAGUUAAUGGGGAAGUAGAUAUGGCAGCUGCUUUUAUACCGGUUUUGCCGGGACUGGAUGACAUUGUAAAGUGGGGUAUAGAGUUGACUCAAUUCCAAUAUGUUGUGCUUAUGAAAAGACCUAAAGAAAGUGCUACUGGAUCUGGUUUAUUAGCACCUUUUGAAAUGGAGGUGUGGUUUUUAAUUUUGAUGUCACUAAUAGCAGUGGGUCCAAUUAUUUAUGGUAUUAUGAUGUUAAGACAUAAACUCUGCGGUCAUGAGUCAGGGGUUUAUCCAAUACCCACGUGUAUUUGGUUCGUAUAUGGUGCGUUAAUGAAACAAGGAUCAUCCUUAAACCCAGAUACUGAUUCUGCUAGACUCAUAUUUGCUACUUGGUGGAUAUUCAUAAUGAUAUUGACUUCAUUCUAUACGGCAAAUUUGACUGCGUUUUUAACACUGUCUAAAUUUACGUUACCCAUAAAGAGAAUAGAAGAUAUUGCGAGUAAUGAGUACCGAUGGAUUUCUUCAGAGGGUAGCGCCGUCGAAUACAUCGUCAAGGUUGAUAAUGAUCUAAAGCCACUAAGACAAUCAAUGUUUGAGGGAAAUGGUCAAUUUAUGGUAAUAAAUAUCGACGAAAUUGAUACGAUUUUAAAAUAUAUUUCAUCAGGAACGUUGCUUCUACACGAUAAGAAUUGGCUAAAUUUUUUAAUGUUGCACAUUGAAAGGUCAAUAACGGAUGACAAGGAACGGUGUCGUUAUGUAUUGACCACAGAUCCAUAUUUGACAAGAUCAAUGUCAUUUGUCUACCCUAAACAUAGUAUUUUACCACCGCUUUUCAAUCCUAUAAUGCUGUCGUACAUGGAGUCGGGCAUCGUGAGGCAUCUGCAAACCAAAGACCUGCCGGAGGCUGUAAUCUGUCCACUUAACCUGGGCAGCAAGGAGCGGCAGCUCCGCAACUCAGACUUGUUCACCACGUACGCGGUUGUGGUGUGCGGAUUCUCCAUGGCAGCGGCCGUGUUCACGCUCGAGCUGUUGUCCAGGCGCACCGGAUGGUUCGCGACAACCGACCUCUCCAGUCGGCCUCACGAUCCGCACAGCGGCGUGGUCCGAUGCGAGAUCGCGGUAUUCGGCAAACCAUCCAAGACCAUGUAUCCGUUCAGCCACCGGCACAACGUCAUGAAUGCCGCUUCCGCCACGCAUUUUGUCUUUCACGGAUCGUCGUCAUCGUCGCCGUCGCGCUCUUUUGUCAACGCUCGCAGCAAGAUCGCAUCAGAUUCGUCGUCGUCGUCGUCUUCGCCGUUUUUGUGGUUGGAAGGCAAAUCGUCGCUACGGCGAUUUCAUUAUUGAUCCACACCAUAUAAUAUAGGCUGCGGUUAAUAUAUUAUAUAUGUAUAUAAAUAGAUUACUCUAGUGCAGUGGUUCCCAAACUUUUUCCCAUCGCGGCACAUUAUUAUUAGUUUUUAUAAGUCACGGCACACUUUGGAUAAAUAUUACCUACUUAUCGAAUAAUAUUGUUAUUGGUAAUAAUAUAAAAAAAAGUUCAAGUUGUCGCGGCACACCUUUCAAAUUUCACGGCACACCCUUUGGGAAACACUGCUCUAGUGGUAUAGGAUGUUGAUGAUUUAAAAAAUAAAAAGGAUGACGAUAAAAAAUUACAACUCAAAAAUGAUGUAUUUAUUAUCUGAAAAUAUUUAAAUUACAUAAAAAUAUGUCUGUAAAAGCAUGUGUUGGGUAUAUCUGCGCUAGCACCUGUAUGUGGUAAAUAUAUAUUCACGACAAAAACCUUCAAUAAUCAUAACACUAAUAUUUUUGAAAAUUUAAAAAUUUUCUUUGGAAUCUAAGAUUUAAGAAAAAUGAAACAGAUGAACUAUAAUAAAAAAAUAACGUUGAAAAUAAAAAUAUGUAUAUAUAUUUGUAACUUAAAAAUAACUCAAAUACGCAAAAUUAAACUUAAAUGUACCUAUAACAUUCUGAAUCGAUGAUGUAUGAAAGAUAAUAUGACUUGUAAUCUAAUUAAUAAUGUAGAAACUAUAAAGGAUUAAAGGAAAAAAAGCAAAAGUCAUCAACAUCUUAUCUCUAUUAAUUGUUAUAACUAUACAUGGUUAUUGUAGUGUAGCUGUGUAGGCGCCAGGCGUUUUUAAACCUAAACUUUGAGGUUGGAAUUAAAUAUCUGUAGAAAAGAUAAAAGAUUUCAACUGAGCAAGAAAAAGUUAUUGCACAUUUUUAAAAUUUUAUAAUUGGUUACUUUUUAAUUUAUAAAUAAUAAAUUUUUUCCACAAUCAUUUUUAAAUACUUAACAAUGAAGUAACAAACAUAUUUUUGAGUGCCAUAAUAAAUAAAAAUUUGGCCAACGUGUUGAUUUUGGCGCGCGUAUUAAAGGUUCGUCAUUUCCGAAUAUAGAUAUUGUUAAUAUUAUGUGACUACAGAUUUAAGAUGCACCUAAACUAAAAUUAUUAUUUUUAUUGUUAUAGUUGAUAUGUACAAUAUCUAUCUAUUAUUUUUUUUAUAUAGUAAAACAAGAUAGAAAAGUGGGUACCGCUCUGCUUUACAUUAGGUAUUGAGUGGGUCAUUAUUAUGGGUGUGUUAAAUUUAAUAUUAAAAUUAUGUAUUAUCGUUGUACAUGGAAGUCGAUUCUGAGUAGAACGAUGGUUCUGACAUCCUAAUUAUAUAAUCUAUAUAUUAUUCAUGAUACAUUUUUUGAUAUAGUUAUUAUAUGUAAGUAUAGUUAUUUAUUUUACUUUUAGUAUUAUAGUAUGUUGAUAUAAUUAAUUUCUAAAAUAUUGCAUUAAUAUUUAAUAUUAUAUAUUAGUUUAUUAGUUUAUAUACUUUAUUGAUUUAAUUUAAGUUAACUCAAAAUGUAAUAAUACCUUUCUGUAAAAAUAUUGUAAAAUAGUAAAAAUAGAUUAUUCAUAGUAUAAAUAAAGAUAAUAUCUUAAGAUAAAUCAAAA
This is a messenger RNA of Aphis gossypii (cotton aphid), 3586 nucleotides long. It is a transcript of the gene Ir76b, whose product is annotated as ionotropic receptor 93a. Gene Ontology annotation, molecular function: ligand-gated monoatomic ion channel activity. Bases 276 to 1985 code for a protein of 569 amino acids. Gene Ontology annotation, cellular component: membrane. The record is from RefSeq and is a predicted model, not a curated record. NCBI's taxonomy places the organism in Eukaryota, Metazoa, Arthropoda, Insecta, Hemiptera, Aphididae. The transcript is spliced from 8 exons.